Molecule: messenger RNA, 8182 nt
Organism: Paramecium sonneborni
Lineage: Eukaryota; Ciliophora; Oligohymenophorea; Peniculida; Parameciidae
Source: the annotation of a GenBank genome assembly
AUGGUAAAAUCAUUUGUUUUAAUCAGUUUAUUGUUUUAUUGUUCCUUGAAUAGAUUUUGCAAUUACUAUCCAAUGGAUCCUUUAGCAUGUAUAAGUAAAACAGAAGGAAUAAUGUGUAAUUGUUUAAUCUAAGUUAUAGGUCAAUUUAAUUUAUUUGAAAAUGCUUGUGUGCCAGCUUAAAGUACUAACUUAGGAUGUAGUCCAUAAUUAAAUAAAAAAGCAUGUUUAAAUCAGAUUAGAAACAUAGAUGGAAAAGAGGCAAGAUGUAAAAAUUCAAUCUAUAAAUAGGUUAUUUUGGAACAAGAUGUGUUGAAGCGAAGGAACAUUAUUUAUAAAAUUUAGGAUGUUCAAGUUAAUUUAAUAGAAAUUCUUGUGCAAAUGUAAAGGGUAAAACAUGUUAUUGGGAUGGGGAUUAAUGUUAAGAAAUUAAUACUUAAUUUAUAAAGGCAGGAAAUUGUAAAUCAGCAUAUAAUGCACCAGUAACACCAAAUGCAUGUGCAUUGAUUGUUGGAAUUAAAUGUAUGAGUGGUUUAUUUGAAAAUGAUUAUGAAUGUUUAGAUAUAAAGGAUACAGAUUUGAAUACGCUUUCUUGUAAUACUAAAGGGUUGAAUCAAGAGACAUGUAUGUAAAUUGUAGGAUAGAAAUGUAAGUUUAUAAUUAUCAUAUUUUAGGUAUAUUUAAAGAUAAUUAAUGUGAUGUAAGUUCUUAAAUUAAUAGUUGUGAUGAUUUAAUUAAUAAGGACACAUGUUUAAGUAUUAUAUCUAUAAAUAUUGCAUGUAUUUGGAAACAGGAUAGGUGUUAAGCUAUACAAAUAGAUAAUAAAAAAAAAUGUGAAGACUAUGAAAAUGUAAGUCCAAGUGUAUGUGCAAACUAAGAUGGAUAUUGUUAAUUUAAAGAUGGAAAUUGUUAUGUCCCAUUAUCACAUGAUUAAAAAUGCAAUGAUUUAGGAUUAAGUAGAUUGAGUUGUUUAACCAUUAAAACUUAAAAUUGUACUUUUAUAAAUAGCAAAUGCGAAGAACUUAGUGACAUAUAGUUAACAUAAAUAUAAUGUUUUGAAUUAAAUGAAGAUGCAUGUGUUAAUGUAAAAACAUAAUUUUAAUUCUGUAAAUGGACUGGAAAGGAAUGUGUUUCAAUUUUUAUUAACCAAGAUGUUGAUUGUCCAAUUUAAGAUGAAAAUUAGAUAUUUAAAUUUAAUGGAAAUGUAUGUUAGGCUAUAUCAAAGCCAGGCAUUCGAUGCAAGUACAAUACUCAAACUCACCUAUGCAUUAAAACUAUUGAUAGUGACACUUGUACAACUCCAUAUUUGAAUUUAAAUGCUUGUGUAUCCAUCCUAUAAUAAGCAUGUUAAUGGACAAGUUCUGGAUGCAGAUAUGCUGAUAUAAUCUAAGAAUAAACAAAAUGCUUAGAUCUUGGCUUUGCAAAUUAAGUAGCAUGUUCUUAAAUAUUAAAAUCUGAUGAAAAUGGAUGUUAUUUUGAUGUUAAUGCUUAGCAGUGUAGAUUAGUUAAUGAUUAAUUAUUAAAUGAAAUAAAAUGUUCAGGAAUGGGAUUGAAUAGAAUAGGAUGUGCUCUAGUUCUAACAACUGGUCAAUUAUGUAGAUGGUAUAAUAAUUAAUGUUAGCAAAUCAAACAUAAGAAUGAUGUAUAAGCUAUAUAUUGUUUAUAAAUGUAAUAUGUAAAUCCAGCUACUUGUGCUUUAGUGGAAGCUGGCAAUGAAGUUUGUAGAUAUGAAAAAGUUGCUAAGGGAUGUGUUAAUAGUUUGAAUACUGAAACUAUGACAUGUACAUAUCCAGGAUUAAAUGCAUAUGCAUGUGCUCAAAUCUUAUUAAAAAGUUGUUAUUAUGAUAAAGAAUUAUGGCAAUGCAAAUAGAUAACAGUUAUAAGUGCCAAUACAAUCGUAAAAAAAUAGACAGAUAAAUUAUUAUUGAAUUCAGAUUGUGUCACAAGUUCACCCACUCCAGAUGUAUGUAGAUCAAUAACUAAACCAAGUUCUAAAUGUUCAUGGCGAUUUAGAGAAAAUAGAUGUUCUAAUUAAUUUGUUAUGUUUGAUGAAAGCUGUUUGGAUUAUAAUUCAGUAUAUACUGGUAAAAGCAUAUUGAUUAAUGCUAAUGUUUGUGCUUCAAUUGAAAUGGAAUAACCAGAUUAUGAUGCUUUAAAAGGUCCAUUAAUUGAUAAAAUGAAAGGAUAUUGUAUAUAUGAAGGAGGCAAUUGCACUAUUUUCAAAGGUAUUUGUGGAACUCCAUGUUGUAGUGAAUUUGUGGGUAUAAAUUCUCAUGUCUGUGGACGUUACUCUACUGGCUACUACUGUUAUUUUAGUAAUGAAUUAAAAUGCACAGAACUUACAAUGGAUGUUGUAGAUAUCAAUAUUGAGAAAUAAGUAAAGGAUUAUUACAAUACAUUAUAAUUAAAAUGUUCAUAUAUGAAUAAGAAUUCUUGCCACAUGAUUGAGUGGUCAACAUAACAAAGAUGCUAUUUCAAUGGAAAUCUAUGUGUUAAUAUUAAUUUUAAUACUUAUCCUAAUUUAUCCAUUUUUACUUUAGACACUGCCAUCCUUAAUAAAUAUGCUUGUUUUGCAAUAGAAGCUAUGAAAACUGAAACUAAUUCUGCAAUGUUUUUUGGUUACGAAGGAAAACAUUGUAAGAAGGAUCCUGAAAUUAAAGAUGUAACAGAUUGUGAAUCAACAGAAUUAAAUAGUAAUGCUUGUUAAAUGAAAUAUCCAGAAAUUUACUGUAGAUGGUCUAAAUCAGAAUUAAAAUGUAAGAGUGUAGAUUCUGAUUAUGUUGAGAAUUUAGAUUUUUGUGAUUAAAAUUUGAAUGAAUUUGCAUGUGUAAACAUAUAAUAUGCAAGUUGUUUCUUUUCUUAUUAGACACAUAAAUGUACAAUAGCACCAACUAUGGUAGAAUGUAAAUAUUUUGGAUCUUCAACUGGAACAGUUAGUAGAUUAGCAUGUAUGAAUAUUAAAUUAGAUGGUUAAAUAUGUGGAUAUGAUGAUAAAAAACAUGUAUGCAAAGAUGUUAGUACAGAAUCAGAUUCAUGUGAUUUGCCUGAUGGUAAUUCUAUAGCUUGUUAUGCUAAAACAAAAGGAGAAUGUAGAUGGGAUGAUAAGGAAAUGCUAUGCUAUGAAAAUGAUAAACCUUUUAAUCAAUUAGGAUGUGAAGAUAAUGUUAAUAUGAUUAUAUGUCUUAAAAUAACCACUUAACCAUGUGAAUGGGAUAUCCUUAAAAUGAAGUGUUUUAGAUUGAGAAGCAGCCAAUUUUCAUUAAUAUUACCUGUAAAUUUAUAUAAUGCUGAAGCUUGUGUUUAAGUCUUUGGAGCACCUUAUAGAUAUGAUCCAUCCACUUAUUUAUGCACUCCUAUUACUCCUGCUGAUAUUUAUAAAGAAUAAAAAGAUCCUGAAGAUCCUCUUGAACCUAAUAUCUUAUGUGAUGGUUCUAUGUUACUUAAUGUUGAUGCUUGUUUAUUUACUACCAUGCUUUAGUUGUGUUAUUUUGAUAAAUCUCAAAGCGCAGACAAAAGGUGUUAGGCUUUUACUGGAAUACAAACAUCUUGUGAUUCUCCUUAUCAAAUAAGUCUAUAAAUGUGUUCAGAAGUUCCUUAAUCAUGUUAUUUUGUUAAGGCUACCUAUGAAUGCAAAUAUAUUAAAAUGGAGGACUCCACCAAAUGUAGUGAUUUAAGAGAUAAAUCUGAUUCUUAUUUAUUUAAUAAAAUAGCUUGUUCUUCUAUUAAUUAUGAAUUUGCUGAAUAUGGUGGAGAAUUAUAAUGUUUUAAAUCCCCUGAUGGUAAAAGUGAUUAAUAAUUUCUGCAAUAAUGUAAUGUCGAAAAAUAUUGUAAGUGGGAUCAAUAAACUACUACAUGUUAACUUAUCUCUUUGAAAAGUUUAAUUUGGAAAGAAGAAGAAGAUCCUGAAAAAGGAUUAGUAACAUGGUGUGAAGAGGAUCUCACUAUUUUUGAAGAUGAUUGCUCAAAUAUUUAUAGUAAAGCAGCAUGUUUACAACUUUCAACUAUUUGUGCAUUUGAUAUUCAAAUGGGAGGCUGUUUUUAAAUUGAUGGAAAUGAAAAAUAUAUCUUAUCUUGUGAAGGUGUCAUAGGUGUUAAUUGUUUAAAGUCUAAAAAUCCAAAUGCACCUUGUAUCAUUGAUGAUGCUGCUAGUAUUAAAUUUCCCAAAAUUGAUACUUGUUUUGAUUAUUCUAAUAAUGAGGAAUAGGUUUGUAAAUAAACAGCUCCUUCUAAAUGUAAAGAUGCAGAAGCAUUAGGAAAUGUAAGUCCUGUUGUAUGUAGUAAAGUUAGUGAUAAUUGUUAUUAUGAUGGUAGUAAAUGUUCUUCAGAUACUAAAAAGAAAAAAUGUGAUGAAACAUUUAGUCAACUUUCUUGUCUAACAAAUGGAUGUGAUUUUACAUUAGGAUUUUGUUAAGAAAAGUUUUCGAAUCCAUCAUUUGAUAUAGCAUCUCCAUUUUAUCUUUUCUAAUGUUAAUAUGUUAGUAAGUUGAGUACUACAAGUUUAAAUAAAAGGUAAGUAUGUGUUUCAAUGGAUUUUCCUUGUGCAUUUUAAAAUGAAUCAUGUGUUCCUGCAGCUUAAGCCACUUGUUCAACUUUGAAUUAAUUAGCUGUAACUAAGUUGGCAUGCCUUUAUUGUAUUGGUGGUCCAUAUUCUUAUGAUACUACUACAAAUUUUUGCAAUAUACUAGUAACAUAAUAAUAAGGUUGUAAUAAUACAAAUAAAGAUGGUUGUUUCAUAAUGACAACAGGUAAGAAUUGUACAUGGAAAAAUGGUUAAUGUGUUGAAUAAAGUGAUUCAGAUGUAGAAAAGCUAAUAGAUUGUUCCUUAACUAAUUCAUUUGGUUGUCCAAAAGUUGCAAAUACUUGUUGGAAAUCUCCUUCAACAAAAUUUUGUUCUAUGGUAGAUGCAUAUUCAACUUGUAAAUUGAUAAAAUAAUAGAAUGGAAAUUAAAAGGCUUGUAUAAUUAGUAAUUUGUAAUCCUGUUAUUGGUAAAAUGGGGGAUGUGAAGAUUAUCCAUUAGAUAGUUUGGAUUGUUCUUAAGCAAAUAAAUUUGGAUGCUUAAAUUUAAGUUAAGUUGCUUGUGGAUGGUCAGAGGAAGAUUAAAAUUGUUAUUCUAUAAAAUUUAAAAAUGAAGUGACAAAAUGCACUGAAUUUUUUGAUUUAAAUAAGAAACUAAUAAAAUUUAAUUCAUAAUCUUGUUAAUAAAUUGAAGGUAUUCCUUGUUUUAGAGAUAGAACAUAAAAAUGUAAUGAAGUUGGACCAAAAGAUAAAAUAACUUGUGAUACAAUUGGAUUAAAUAAACUAGGUUGUUAUUUAAAAUCAACUGGUUAUUGUUAAUUUAUAGAUGGUAAAUGUUAAACAAUUCCUGAUAUUAGUAAAGUUAAUUGUGCAUCUCCUAUAAAUCUUGUAGCAUGUUUCAGUUUAUAAGAUACUUGUAAAUUUGUAAAUAAUGAAUGUUAAGUUUAUGAUGUUAGUUAAUUCACUACGAUAGCAUAGAUUACAAAAGUUGAAACUUUUCCAUAUUCUCCUUCUGUUUGCAAAGUUUAUACAGAAUUAGAAUCAAAAAAAUUAUUAUUAAUAUAUGAUGCUGUUAAAGGUUGUUGUGUGGAUGGUGAUUAAAAUAAACCUUUUAUUUACAGCUGUAAUGCACCAGGAUUGAAUGAAUUAACCUGCUUAAAAUAAACAAAACCAAUUUGUUAAUAUGUAAAUGAGGAAUGCAAAACUUUAACUAAUAGAAUGAUGAAUGAUUCAAAGAUUUGUGAUCCAACAUUCAAUUGGAAAGCUUGUGUAUCAUUAAAAUUAAAAUGUAAAUUUUAUGAGAACAAAUGCUAAUCAGUCAUUGACUCUGAAACUUGUGUCUCAUUAGCAGGUGUUAUGGCAUCUCCAUUGACAUGUUCUAGUAGAUCUAUUGAUUAAUAGGCUUGUAUAUUUGAUCCUAUUACAUAUAGUUGUAAAAUAUCUAUUAUUACAACCAUGUCUUGUACAUAAACUGGGUUGAAUAAAUUUGGAUGUACAAUGAACACUGAUGAAGAAUUUUGUAGAUACAAUGAUGUAACAAAUAUUUGUAUCUCUACUUAUGAAACAAAUUUGACUUGCCAACAUCUCACUAAUAGAAAUAAAUGUCUUUUUAUCAAAACUGCUAAAUAGUAUUGUAAAUUUAAUAAUGGAUGUACAGCUAUUGAUCCACUUGAAGUUAUUUCAUGUUAUAGUAUUACUACAACUAAUCCUAUGACAUGUACUGCUGCAGAAUCAGUUGCAUGUAAAUAUGACAGAGUUACCUAAAAGUGUGUUAUUGUUGAAUCAGAUAUGGAUGUGGAUGAGCCAUUAUCUAAUAUGGUAUCUUUCAAUAAAUUAGCAUGCAUGAAAUUUCAAACAGAUAAUAAAUAAGUUAUUUAUACAACUUUUGGAUGUAUGGAAGUAGAUCCAGAAGAUUUACCUAAUCUGACAUGUGAUUAACCAGUAAAUUAAUUUGCAUGUUCUUAAAUUACUAAUCCAACUUAAUAUUGUAUAUAUAAAGAUUAUAAAUGCUAAUUUAUUUUGCCUAAAGAAAUAACUGUUAGAUCUUGUGCUAAUAUAGGGUAUGUAAAUUAAUAAGAAUUUUGUGAGUAAGCUGAUGAUGUACCUUGCAAGUUUAAUUCAUUUACUAAAUAAUGUGAGGAGGUUUAUUUAGAUACAGAACCCAUAAUUUCUUGUAUAAGGGGAAUAAAUAGAUAGGCCUGUGAAUCAUUACCCUAAUGUCGAUUUGAUUAAUUUUGUUUAGAAAAUACUUUAAGUUGUGCAGGAAGUUCAGAUUGUACAAAUGUUAAAACAUAAGCUUGUACAUUAAUUAAUAAUGUUUGUUAAUUGACAACUAAUUUAGAUACGCUUAAUUGUAAUUAAGUAGUUAAUAAAUUUGGAUGCAUAUAUAUUACAACUCCACUUUAAUAUUGUAGAUUUUACAAUUAAAAAUGUUAAUUAGAAGAUAUAAAUGAAUUCAAAAAUGAAGAAUGUGAAAAUAUAUCUAACAUAAACUCAGCUUAUUUUUGUGAAUAACCAACCAAUAUUGCAUGUAGAUAUGAUUAAUUCCAAAAUAAAUGUGUUGAAUCUUUGCCAACAGAUAAUUUGGAUUGUACAAGAGGUUUAAAUGAAUAUGCUUGUCUUAAUUACACGAAACCAAGUCUAAGAUGUAGAUUUACAGAUUUUUGUUAUGGACCAACACAACCAAUGUUUGAAUGUGAUAAUACUAUAUUUGAUUGUUGCAAUAAAGCACCUGAUAUGAAUACUUGUUUAUUGUAAGAUAUAUUAGAAUGUCAAUGGGAUGGUACUAAAUGUUUAAAAUAUCCUAAUCCAAUAACAACAUGUAAUCUUUCAAACACUUCUAAACUCACAUGUGUAAAAUCUACAGAUAAAAACUGUGUAUUAGAUCUUUUAAUGAAGAAAUGUAUCUAAAUACUAGAACCUACAUCAUGUGAUUAAUUAUAAUCAGCAUUAUAAUGUUAAAUGGUACUCUAAUUACCAUGUGUUUGGAUGAAUCAAUAAUGUAAAUAUCAUGAGUCAACAGCUUAUGAAAAAUGUGCAGAUAUCUCUUCUGCUUUUGGAUCCAUAAGAGCUUGUCUCAACAUAGUAAGAUCUGGGUAAAUGUGUUAAUUUAAAGAUGGUUAAUGUUCUUCUUAUUUUCAUGAUACUGAUUAAUGUUUAGAUAACAUUAAUAAAGUAGCUUGUGUUAAUUAAGCUACUUCUAAAUGCUUUUGGAAAGUUGAACCUGUCUAAAUCAAAAAAAUAAAAACAUCCUAACCUAUAUCAGUCGAUUUCGGUACUUGUAUUCCAUUUGUAGAUGAUAAACUCAUUCUUUGUAAUGAGAAUCUAAGUUAUCUAUCUUGUUUAUCUAUUACGACUCUUAAAUAAUAUUGUAAAUGGCUCAAUAAUAAAUGUAUUUCUAUACCUGAAACUGAUUCUAUUAUUACACCUUAAACUCAUGCACUUGUAAAUAUAAACGCAUGUGCUCUUGUCACUACAGAACCUGUCUAUUAUGAUUCUAAAUAACACCUUUGUGUCAAAGUUUAACCUACUCAUUAAAUUGCUUGUUUACCACCUACUCCUGGAUUAAAUAUGAAAGCGUGUCUUACUAUCACCAACUAAAGAUGCAAAUGGAAUUUUGAUAAAUAGUAAUGCGAAUACUCUAAAUCUAAAAUAUACAGGCAUCUAUGA